This is a messenger RNA of Angiostrongylus costaricensis, 438 nucleotides long. Lineage: Eukaryota; Metazoa; Nematoda; Chromadorea; Rhabditida; Metastrongylidae. The record is from the annotation of a GenBank genome assembly.
AUGAAUACGAAGUCGAUUUGGUUGAACAUAUCAAUGAUCCUACGCGGUCAUUUAUGUUCAGAGCACGACAGCGUCAGUAUUAGGAGCGGUUUGAUCCAUCCUAGGGCUCAUUGGAUCCGGGAACUUGGUGUUGAACUUGAAUUCAUGACAAUGUUUGCUGAGCUUCACGGUCCUCGGUUCGCUUUCGUCGUUCGUAACGGUCUCUAUAACUGUCUACGGAACAGGUUCUCACAUGGGUUCUACCCAUUCUGUUCUAUUGGGUAUACAUCGAUCCAGCGUGACCGAUUCAUGACCGAAUAUCGAUUGGAUGCCAGCGGUUGCUAUAAUUCCAGGCUUCUUUCCUUAUUUGCGGCCUACACUGUUAUGAUAGUCUUGAAGCCCAACUCUGGCAGAGUAUCUGAUUUUGCUUUUGAUCAUACCGAUUAUUUUACCCCUUAG